Trachymyrmex cornetzi is the source of this 1319-nucleotide messenger RNA. It is a transcript of the gene cN-IIIB, whose product is annotated as cytosolic 5'-nucleotidase IIIB. The record is from RefSeq and is a predicted model, not a curated record. Gene Ontology annotation, cellular component: cytoplasm. Bases 103 to 1128 code for a protein of 341 amino acids. Lineage: Eukaryota; Metazoa; Arthropoda; Insecta; Hymenoptera; Formicidae. The transcript has 5 exons. Gene Ontology annotation, molecular function: 5'-nucleotidase activity; magnesium ion binding.
UCAAGGUAAUAACUCGCAUAAAAUAAAAUUAAAUGGCUCGAUAAAAAAAGAAACGUGUAUUACGAAACACGCGGUAUAACACGCACGACCGAUGGGCUUGGCAUGCGCACUCCAUCGUGGUUGGUUGGCAGGUUCUCAGCAACGUGCAGCGCACGUUGGCAGUUGGCAUUUGGCACAAAGGACUUGAGAGUGUCCGGUCGUUUCGGGUUUCUGGAAUUUGCCCGCGACUCCACGCCGCCAACGACGAUGAACAACGAACUCACGAUCGACAAGUUUCCCGCUUUGAGGUCGAAACAUGUUUACAUCAGGGAUAAGGCCACGGUCCUGGAAACGAUAAAUGCAAUUCGGCAAGGUGGCGUAAAUAAUCUGCAGAUAGUCACGGAUUUCGACUUAACCCUUACAAAGCAACACAUAGACGGCAGACAUGUACUCAGUAGCUUUGGUAUGUUCCGACAUUGCAAGCAAUUACCGCAACAAUAUUUGGACAAAGCUAAGGAUUUAUACAACAAAUAUAGACCUAUAGAGAUAGACCCAGAAAUGCCUGUGAAUAAAAAAGCAGAUGCUAUGCGCGAUUGGAUGGUGGCUGCGCAAAAUUUACUGAAGGGCAUCGAGUUUGAUCCUCAUGAAUUAGAAGAAGUAGCCCAAGCAUUCGAUAACAUAUUGCGCGAUGGUACAGAAGAGUUUUUUGAAAAGCUAUACAAUGUAAAAGUACCAAUUAUUAUAUUUAGCGCUGGUUUGGGAGAUAUAGUGGAAGCUGUGUUGAGGUAUCACAAUGCUCUCUUCGAUAAUGUAAAAAUAUUUUCCAACUUUCUCAAGUAUAAUGGAAGUCAAUUGGAUGGAUUUAAGAAUGACAUGCCUAUACAUGUAUACAACAAAAAUGAGUGUGCAUUGGAAAAGAAUUAUCUGAAGAUAUUUCAAAAGAGACAGAAUGUAUUGCUAAUGGGUGACACGAUCGGUGAUGCUAAUAUGGUAGAAGGAAUAGAGGACACUAAGGCUAUCUUAAAAAUCGGCUUCCUUUACGAGCACGUGGAGGCUAGCUUAAAUUCAUUCAUGGAAAACUUCGAUAUCGUUCUCGUCGACGAUCAAACGAUGCAAGUGCCGACAGAGAUUAUACAAAAUAUCUUGUAAUACUGUCUGUACCAAUUCUCUCUUUCACCUGCGUGUACAUGUACGCGUCUAUAAAGAUGUAAACAUCACGCAUACGUGAUCGCUUUUUAAUUCAAAAUAGAGAAAACAAUUUCAUAAAUUAAUAUGUCUUAAAAUUACAUUUUUAACAUAUUUUUAAUAACAGUGGAUCUAUGUGCAACGCAUAUAAGUUA